Messenger RNA from Rubroshorea leprosula, 467 nucleotides. The record is from the annotation of a GenBank genome assembly. Lineage: Eukaryota; Viridiplantae; Streptophyta; Magnoliopsida; Malvales; Dipterocarpaceae.
ACUGUUGGUUUUCAUCAACUGGCAGCUGAAGGUGUAUUUCAAAGUCAAACCAGUAGAGGCAAACAAACAAACCUCAAACUGCCCCAGCAGCUAAUGGAGCAGCAGCUCCAUGCUCCACCACCUCUACCUCAUCCACUACAAGGGUUGCAAGUCUUCCUAGAGUCCCUACCAAGCACCAACUCCAGUUAUUAGCUCUCGACCAUCACCUCCUCCUAUGGGAAACGGUCCUAGGCCUAUGCCUCCUGGUGGCAGCCCAUCACCUCCACCCCGCUGCAUGAUGGCAAAUUUUGCUGCUAGGCUUCCAACAAUUCCUCCUCAAGGUUUUCGAGGUCAACAGAUGCCAACCCCUCCACCUCCCAACAUGAAGCGGUAGGUAUCCAGCCAUCCAGUUCCAUUUUUUGCUAGGCAUAUAUCCAUGAAGCAUCGUGCAAGAUGUCAAACUCCAGGAGUAAAGCAUGAUAUGGUUC